AUGAUUUUCCAGAGCUCUCGCCAGUUUUCCGUGUUCUCCAUCUCGGACUCGGAGCUCGCUGCAGAGGCAGAGACAGCCGCCGCCGACUCUGCCGCCAGCAGCUCCACGCGGCCCGACGCGGCCGAGACGCAGCCUUCCUUCCGGGCAAGUAGCUCCACGCGGCAGAUCGCGCAGCUGCCACCAGUCAGCACGCAGACGCACGACGCUGGUGAGAUGCCACACGGUCUGAUUACCGGGACAUCACCUGCUGGCAGGAUGCUGGUGUCUACGGGCCGAAGGAUGAGACGUCCAAGCAGGAGCAGGCCGAGCGCGUGCAGGAAGUCCGAACCCUUUACCGGGCGAAGCAUGGACCCCACUCCACUCCGAAUGCA
Messenger RNA from Symbiodinium sp. CCMP2456, 371 nucleotides. The record is from the annotation of a GenBank genome assembly. Lineage: Eukaryota; Dinophyceae; Suessiales; Symbiodiniaceae.